Vitis riparia (riverbank grape) is the source of this 657-nucleotide messenger RNA. RefSeq names its product UDP-glycosyltransferase 83A1-like. Gene Ontology annotation, molecular function: UDP-glycosyltransferase activity. The transcript is spliced from 2 exons. Bases 1 to 657 code for a protein of 218 amino acids. Lineage: Eukaryota; Viridiplantae; Streptophyta; Magnoliopsida; Vitales; Vitaceae. The record is from RefSeq and is a predicted model, not a curated record.
AUGAAUUUUUCCAAGUGGCUUCUUUGCAACUCGGUUUACGAACUUGACUCAUCUGCUUGUGACUUGAUUCCUAACAUAUUACCGAUAGGCCCGUUACUUGCAAUCAUUUAUGUUACCUUUGGUAGCACAACAAUCUUCAACCAGCACCAAUUCAAUGGACUAGCAAUUGGUCUCGAACUUGCAGGCCAGCCAUUUUUAUGGGUUGUCCGAACAGACUUCACCCGAGGAUCCACUGCUGAAUACCCAGAUGGCUUCAUAGAGAGAGUAGCGGACCAUGGAAAGAUUGUUUCAUGGGCACCCCAAGAAAAGGUGUUAGCUCACCCUUCUGUAGCAUGUUUCUUAUCCCAUUGUGGAUGGAACUCAACCAUGGACGGCGUGGGCAUGGGAGUCCCCUUCCUAUGCUGGCCCUACUUGGCAGAUCAAUUCCAUAACCAGAGUUACAUAUGCGACAAAUGGAAGGUCGGCUUGGGGUUGAACCCAGAUGAAAAUGGAUUGAUAUCAAGGCAUGAGAUUAAGAUGAAGAUUGAAAAGUUGGUCUCUGAUGAUGGUAUAAAAGCAAAUGCAGAGAAGUUGAAGGAAAUGGCUAGAAAGAGUGUAUGCGAAGGCGGAUCUUCUUACAAGAAUUUCAAAACCUUUAUUGAAGCAAUGAAACACUGA